AUGAUCGAGCCUGAUGGAAGAAACUACCACUUGGUUGGUGACGGGGAACCCAAUCUCAAGAAGAGAUCGGUACUGGACUGUGAUACAGCGGCGAUUCUAACGGUCGUAACCAAGAGAUCUGGAGACACGUCCUUCGCAGCGGUCCUUGGGGUCGAUGUAUUUCGUGGCAAGCGGAAAAGGUCUGGAAAGGGCCUACCUAUCGACAUCUCAGUCAAUAUCUACGGCCCUAAGAACUCGAUUGACGAAGUUGAUGACGCCUUGUCCGAGAUUGGCACUUAUCGCACUUACCUACAGCAUCCUGUAUUUUUGGAGCCCGGUACCCCAUACAUCAACCCGCAGUUCUUCUACCCGACUUCUCAGAAGACCGACCUCAGACAUUUGGUUGGCUCAAGCGUCCGAGAAAGCGACAUCAAGCCCAAGAUUUCCCAAGAGGUUGACGAGGUUAUGGAGUCCUUGGACGGUUCGUCCGAGGAUCUCACGCCAACAAAGAGUGGUUUCCUUGAUCUGCAACCGAUUCUGGAUCGGUUCCUUCUCAACACGACAUUGAAAGAGUAUCUUGUCCAUUAG
This is a messenger RNA of Fusarium musae, 567 nucleotides long. RefSeq lists its product as uncharacterized. The record is from RefSeq and is a predicted model, not a curated record. The transcript has a single exon. Bases 1 to 567 code for a protein of 188 amino acids. NCBI's taxonomy places the organism in Eukaryota, Fungi, Ascomycota, Sordariomycetes, Hypocreales, Nectriaceae.